AUUCUUUUUAACGUUCCAAUUCUUUCAUUCUUUAUCUCUAUUAGCUAUCUCUUUAGGUCUAUGAAUUAGAAAACCAAUUCCACCCAUUUUCUCUUCUCUUCUUUCUCUAUUCUCAGAUCCAUUGCUUUAUCUCACGGCUUCCACCACUGCAUCCAAACAACAAAGUUUCACCAGCUAGAUAGAAUUUGCUCUUGCAAAAAUGGCAGCUUCUGGCAAUAAAGGCUGUUUCUAAAUUCUUGACCUUCUCGACAUCAUAUCAUAUCUGCACAUAUCUUAAGUUCAAGGUAUCUAAUCUGCAACAUCAACUAUUCACUUCCGUUUGUAAAUACAACAACAUCCAUCAAAGUUGGAGAAAGGUAUCGAAUCUGCAACAUCAACUACUUUCACUUCCGUUUUUAAAUACAACAACGUCAACAUCCAUCAAAGGACUCUGCUAUUACAAAUGGGGGAUAUCGUUGUUUCCAUCGUAGCAAAGUUAGCAGAAUAUACAGUGGACCCAAUUUUACACCAUGCUCGAUACUUGUGUUGUUUCAACAACAUUGCUGGGAAUCUUCCAAAUGCCAAGGAAGAAUUGGAAUUAACCCGAAACAGUGUGAAGGAACGAGUUGAAGAAGCUAUUAUGAGGACUGAAAAAAUUGAACCAGCAGUUGAGAAGUGGCUGAAAGAUGUUGAGAAAGUCUUAGAAGAAGUGCAUAUGCUUCAAGGAAGAAUUUCGGAAGUAAACAAGAGCCAUUUCAGAAGGCAAUUCCAAUAUUUUCUUACAAAAAAAAUAGCAAGAAAAAUUGAGAAAAUGGCUCAACUCAACCACAACAGCAAGUUUGAUCCAUUUUCUAAGAUUGCCGAACUUCCAGGAAUGAAGUACUAUUCAUCCAAAGAUUUUGUUCUUUUCAAAUCAAGAGAAUCGACUUAUGAGAACCUUUUGGAAGCUUUAAAGGAUAAAAGUGUUUCCAUGAUUGGACUAGUUGGACUAGGAGGCUCAGGAAAAACUACUUUGGCGAAAGAGGUUGGUAAGAAAGCUGAGGAGUUAAAACUUUUUGAGAAGGUAGUCAUGGUAACAGUCUCUCAAACUCCAAAUAUUAGAAGCAUCCAAGUGCAAAUUGCUGAUAAGUUGGGUUUGAAAUUUGUGGAAGAAUCAGAGGAAGGUAGAGCACAAAGACUAUCAAAGAGAUUAAGGACAGGCACAACUCUACUAAUCUUGGAUGAUGUAUGGGAAAACCUAGACUUUGAAGCUAUAGGUAUUCCAUACAAUGAAAAUAAUAAGGGGUGUGGAGUACUCUUAACCACUCGGAGUAGAGAAGUAUGCAUUUCCAUGCAAUGCCAAACAAUAAUUGAGCUCAAUCUCUUAACUGGUGAGGAAGCUUGGGAUUUGUUCAAAUUGAAUGCAAACAUAACUGGUGAGUCCCCAUAUGUAUUGAAAGGCGUUGCAACAAAAAUUGUUGAUGAAUGUAAAGGAUUGCCUAUUGCAAUUGUGACGGUGGGAAGCACACUAAAGGGCAAAACUUUUGAAGAGUGGGAGUCCGCACUGUCAAGACUAGAAGAUUCCAAACCACUGGAUAUUCCAAAAGGCUUAAGAAGUCCUUAUGCUUGUCUGCAAUUAAGUUAUGAUAAUUUGACUAAUCAACUAGCCAAGUCCUUGUUCUUGUUGUGCUCUAUAUUUCCAGAGGAUCAUGAAAUUGAUUUGGAAGAUUUGUUUCGAUUUGGAAUGGGCCUAACUGGGACUUUUGGAACAAUGGUGAAAGGAAGGAGGGAGAUGCAGACAGCUGUUAGCGUCCUCAUUGAUUCUUAUUUGUUGUUGCAGGUCAGUAAAAAAGAAAGAGUGAAAAUGCAUGACAUGGUUCGUGAUGUAGCCUUGUGGAUAGCCUCUAAAACUGGUCAAGCAAUUUUGGCAAGUACUGGAAGGGAUCAGUUAAUGGAUGAAACCAUAAAAGAUAAGAGGGCAAUAUCCUUAUGGGAUUUGAAAAAUGGCCAGCUUCUUGGUGAUGAUCAAUUGAAUUGUCCAUCGCUUGAAAUUCUCUUGUUUCAUUCUCGCAAGGUUGCCUUUGAAGUAUCAAAUGCUUGUUUUGAAAGGCUAAAAAUGAUUAAAAUCCUGGCAUUCUUAACAUCUAGCUAUACGUGGAGUUUAUAUACGACAUCUCGCACCUUGUCACUGCCACAAUCAAUGAAGUCAUUACAAAAUCUUCAUACUCUGUGCUUGAGAGGUUAUAAAUUAGGUGACAUCUCCAUUUUGGAAAGCCUACAAGCACUUGAGGUUCUUGACUUGCGUGGUUCUUCUUUUAUAGAAUUGCCUAAUGGAAUCGCGUCAUUAAAGAAAUUGAAGCUUCUGGAUUUGUUCUGUUGUUUCAUUCAGGAAAAUAAUGCUUACGAGGUUAUAGGAAGAUGUAUGCAGCUGAAUGAAUUGUAUUUGUAUAUACGUUCAUAUGCAUAUGUGGAAUUUCCGCAUAAUAUCUCUUUCUCAAGAUUAGAGAGGUAUGUUUUAAUUUAUAAUAUGGACCCCUUAUACUCGUUGUCGUGGAUGGAAAUAUUGGAAGAACAUAGACCAUGUAGAGCGUUAUGCACACGUGGUUUUAAUGCGUCAGUUCAAAGUUUUAUAUCAUUACCAAUCAAGGAUUUCUUUCAAAAAGCAGAGUACCUUCAUUUGGAGCACCUUAAGGGAGGUUACGAAAAUGUAAUCCCAUCCAUAGUUCCACAAGGCAUGAAUCACUUGAUUUUCCUUAAGUUAGAAUCUUGUCCAGAGAUAGAAUGCGUCUUUGAUAGUACCAAUGUUGAUCUGCUGCAAACUGAAGAUGCGUUCUCCAGCCUAGUCAUUUUAAUCUUGUCUGAAUUGGAUAACCUUCAAGAAGUGUUUGAUGACCCCUCUUCCAGAUGUUCUCUCAAAAGUUUAGAAGAGCUAACCAUAUGGAGUUGCAGACAAUUGUACAAUAUUUCUUUUCCCAAGAACUCAAAGCUAUGCCAUCUUAAGGUCUUGACAAUAAGAGAUUGCCCGAUGCUAACUUGUAUCUUCAAGCCAUCCAUUGUCCAAACUCUAGAGCUGCUAGAAGAAGUGACAAUAUCUGACUGCUAUGAAUUGAAGCAGAUAAUAGAAGAAGUGGAAGAAGGGAGUGUUGAUUAUGUUAGCAGUCAAAGUCAUACCUCUUUGAUGCUCCCAAAAUUAAGGACACUUACUAUUCUUCGAUGUCACAGCUUGGAAUAUAUAUUCCCUAUGUGUUAUGUUCACGGGCUAGCAAGUUUGGAAGAGCUGCACAUUAAAUUUUGUGAUAAGUUGAAGUAUGUAUUUGGCAGUGAAAAGGAACAUGAUCUUAGAGUGUACCAGCACCAGAGUCAUCCUCAGACUAAUAUUCACAUCAAUUUCCUUAAUUUGAAAACUCUACGGUUGAAUCAGUUGCCGAAUUUGGUUGAGAUUUGGCCUAAAUAUUUUGAUCCACAUUUACCAAAUUUGAAAGUGCUAGGAUGCAUUGAUUGUCCAAGACUGCCUGACUCUUGGGUGCGUAGGGUGAUGAUUAUUGAUUCAGAUCUGCAACAAGACUCAACUGCAACGGAGAAGGAAUUAUUAUGCUUGGUUACCACCACAUUCAACCAAUUAUCCGAUCAAGUGCUUUCCUCUAAACUUGGACAUGUACUCAAAUUUAGAGAACUUGCUUUGUCUGGUCUUGGAGUAAAAGGUCUUUUUCAAUUCCAAAUCAGAGAACAUGGGAGCAACAGAGAACUUGCUCCUUUAAACUUGGAUCUAACUUAUGCUUACUUAUGGUAUCUACCUGAGCUCGAGUUCAUAUGGAAGGGCCCCACAAAUUUUCUAAGCCUCCAGAUGCUUAACAUGAUUUAUGUGAAUGGAUGUCCAAAAUUGACAACCAUCUUCUCCCCUAUCAUUGUUAGAAGCUUACCAAUGCUGACAAGACUGAUAAUAAUUGAUUGUGAGGAAUUGGAGCAAAUAUUUGAUUCAGGUGAUGCACAAACCCUAUAUACUUGUUCACAACAAGUGGGCUUCCCAAAUCUCGAGGAGAUUUGUGUCAAAAAGUGCAACAAGUUGAAAUACCUUUUUCAUAAUUUUGUGGCUGGUCACUUUCACAAUCUGAUCGAGUUGGAGAUAGAAGACUGCUCUGAGUUACAGAAGGUUUUUGCUUUUGAAUGUGAAACUGAUGACGAUGGUCAAGAAGGGAUUGUUAAGGAUGGAGAAAAAGUACUACUACGUAAGCUGCUACGUAUAAGACUCAGCACUUUGCCAAACUUCAAAGAGAUUCACCAUGGAUUCAAGUUAAAAGAUGAUGUUAAAGAACAUUUCAUAAAUGAUUGUCCUAAAUAUUCUCCAAGUUUAUAUCUACACACAGAAGAGUAAAGAAUGAGCAUCGAGCAAGGUGUAGGGGUGUAUGAGUAUGCGGAAGAGAAAGAUGAAGACUAAAGACUCGAUUCUGCUGCCUUACUCACUUUGUGUUCUUUACUCCAUUGUGAUGAGUUAAUUUGUACCUUUUAAAUUAACUUCAUUGGAAGAUUACUUCCUUGCUUGCUUUUUAUUGUUUAUUUUAUUAUUUGGUGAGUUUUUUUCUAGACUUGUUUUAGUUUGCAGAGUUGGAUUUCACUCGUGGUUUGUUACCUUGUUGCCUUUCUAUUAUAUAACUUUCUAUUAUAAACCAUCUCAAAACUCUGCAUGCAUCUCUCCAAGUUCAGAGAUUUAGAAUGGGACAACACAAACAUUACCUAGCCAUUAGCAGGCCAAUUAUAUAUGACAUUUCCAGAACAACCCCAUUUUCAAGCAUUGAUACAAUAAAGAGUAAGAAAAGAAAAAAA
This is a messenger RNA of Glycine soja, 4779 nucleotides long. Its product is annotated as putative disease resistance protein At5g05400. Lineage: Eukaryota; Viridiplantae; Streptophyta; Magnoliopsida; Fabales; Fabaceae. The transcript is spliced from 8 exons. Gene Ontology annotation, molecular function: ADP binding; ATP hydrolysis activity. The coding region runs from base 443 to 4330 and encodes 1295 amino acids. The record is from RefSeq and is a predicted model, not a curated record.